CACGCCAUCCUCAGAAAAUACACUCAUCACGGCUCAUCCCACUUCGAGACCCACUUGAGCGGGCUCUUGUACUAACUCGUAUGCUCUCACUUCAUCACCAAUUCACUGUGAUGAAAACCCCAUGGUGACGUCGCGUGGGGUACGGGUGGUCCAGUCCGAUAUCCCGCUUGUGCCUUCGCCUUCCUUCGCUCAUGAUAGAAAAUUUCAUCAUCCCACUAGGACUGAUGCGACAACAAAAAAGGAGUGACCGUACAACUUAGAUCAAACAUUGGUUUUCGACAUGCAUGGGAUACCUCUCUGCCAUAGUGGUCACGGCCACAACAUCCAUCCUGGCACUGACUGCUAUUGCAUCGUUCUUGUACCUGAACUCUCGACAGAGAUUCACGCUACCGACUAUCUUUAGCACCACCGAACCAGCCCAACACGUUCGGACUGACCGGGAGACUGGGGAGCAGAACAGCCGUCAUCCCAUCCCUCCUUCACAUGGCUUGCAUCACCUAUCAAAACAACGCGUGUACCUAUCUAUCCACCUUUGUUUGUAUUUACUACCAGUGUCUGACGAAGAUAAAGCCACUCCUUGAACUGUUGAGAUGCUGCCCUAUCAUGCCUGAUAGCUAGCCACCGUGCAGUACGUGCAAACACAGUACCCAAGGGGUUGGCGCCUUAGACAAGCUUUUUCGCCUCAAAUCCCUCCCUCCAACCCGGUCGCCGCCCUCAGUGCUCAACAAGAAUCUUCCCCUGUUGAUCAAAGUUUUUUUUUAACAGCAUACGGGAUCCUAUGCGCGAAUCAAUCAACGAGUAGUCUUUUGUCUCUUAUCAAUCAAUGAUGCGAUUGCCGACCAAUCCUCA
Molecule: messenger RNA, 849 nt
Organism: Aaosphaeria arxii CBS 175.79
Lineage: Eukaryota; Fungi; Ascomycota; Dothideomycetes; Pleosporales
Exons: 1
Coding region: 285-581 (98 amino acids)
Source: RefSeq, a predicted model, not a curated record